UUGUGGGAGCAUGUCGAAGAAUAAAAAGUGUAGUUUGGGUCGUCAAAAGAUCCCAAUAGAGAAAAUACCCAAGAAGAGUCAUUUGCAAGUGACUUUCUCUAAACGUCGUUCGGGAGUGUUCAAGAAAGCCAGCGAACUUUGCACCCUCUGUGGGGUAGAGAUCGCCAUCGUCGUUUUCUCUCCUGCAGACAAGGCCUUCUCUUUUGGCCAUCCAGAAGUUGAGUCCCUCAUCGAUCGCUACACCAUGCGGAACCCUCCACAAGAUUCCAGUGCGCAGCACCUCGUUGAGGCUCAUCGAAAUGCGAAUGUUCGUGAUCUCAACAUGCAACUCACUCAGGUUUUUAACCUUCUGGAGAUUGAAAAGAAGCGAGGGGAUGAACUGGAUCAUGUGAGGAAAGCUAGGCAGAAACAGUUUUGGUGGGAGAGCCCUGUCGAUGAGCUUGGAUUGCAUGAGCUUCUCCAGUUAAAGGCCUCCACUGAGGAACUCAAGAACAACAUAGAAAAACAUGCCAGCAAAUUCAUCAUUGACCGCUCUACUGCUAUAUCUUCUUCGUCGAUUCUUGGACCUAGUAAUGGAUUUGCUGCAUUCGAACGCUAUGACGCCUUUGAUAACAAACCUGAUGUUGGGAUUCCCAUGGCUUCAUCACCUCCCGAUGCUCAUUAUCUUGCUUUUCGAAAUUGGUAUCUUUGAUCUUCUUCUAUUCUUUUCAGAGGGCUCAAUCAGAAA
Messenger RNA from Vigna angularis (adzuki bean), 727 nucleotides. Its product is annotated as agamous-like MADS-box protein AGL62. Gene Ontology annotation, molecular function: RNA polymerase II cis-regulatory region sequence-specific DNA binding; DNA-binding transcription factor activity, RNA polymerase II-specific; protein dimerization activity. The record is from RefSeq and is a predicted model, not a curated record. The transcript has a single exon. Gene Ontology annotation, biological process: positive regulation of transcription by RNA polymerase II. Bases 11 to 691 code for a protein of 226 amino acids. Lineage: Eukaryota; Viridiplantae; Streptophyta; Magnoliopsida; Fabales; Fabaceae.